This is a messenger RNA of Entamoeba dispar SAW760, 612 nucleotides long. Its product is annotated as rab10, putative. The record is from RefSeq and is a predicted model, not a curated record. NCBI's taxonomy places the organism in Eukaryota, Evosea, Mastigamoebida, Endamoebidae. Gene Ontology annotation, molecular function: GTP binding; GTPase activity. The transcript has 2 exons. The coding region runs from base 1 to 612 and encodes 203 amino acids.
AUGCAAUACGACACAAAUUCUUCUCCUACCAACUUUAAAAUACUUGUGAUUGGUGAAGCUGGUGUCGGUAAAACUUGUUUAUUAACCCGUUUCACUGAAGACAAAUUUGAUGACCAAGAACCUUCUACUUCUACAAACUUUAAAGUAAUUGAUGUUGAUAUUCCUGAAUCAACGAAAAUGAAAAAUAUUAAAUUAGAGAUUUAUGAUACUGCUGGUCAAGAAAGGUUUAGAAUAUUAACCUCUUCAUUUUAUAGAAAGUCGUGUGGUAUCUUUUUAGUAUUUGACCUUACUGAUGAAACUUCAUUUAAAAAUUUAACAAAUUGGGCAAGGGAUAUUACUUAUUACGCUUCUCCAAAAUGUGUUGUUGUUCUUAUUGGAAAUAAGAGUGAUUUAGGAGAUUCUAAAACUCCUAAAGAAGAAGCAGAUGAAUUCGUGAAUGAUAAGUCAUAUAAGAGUUAUUUUAUUUGUUCAGCAAAAACUGGUGAUGGGUGUAAAGAAGCAUUAAAGUGUAUGGCCCUUGAAGUUGCAGAGACAUGUGCAGUAGAUGAUAAUGAUACUGUUCCAUUAGAAAAUAAAAAAGAGCCAAAAAAAUCAAAGUGUUAUCUUUUCUAA